Brugia pahangi is the source of this 1584-nucleotide messenger RNA. NCBI's taxonomy places the organism in Eukaryota, Metazoa, Nematoda, Chromadorea, Rhabditida, Onchocercidae. The record is from the annotation of a GenBank genome assembly.
AUGUUACCUAUGGAAAAACGACAUAUCUAUGAUCAAUUUUAUACUCCAGCAUUGUAUCGUGCUGAAUUUGAAGCUAAACCGAUGGUUUUAUUUCUUGGACAGUAUUCGGUUGGUAAAACAUCAAUGAUCAAAUUUCUUUUAAACGGAAUGGAAUAUCCGGGUAGUAUGAUUGGACCGGAACCAACAACGGAUUGCUUUACAGUUAUUUAUCAUUCAGCUAAUGCAAGUACUGUUAUGGGAACAUCACUUGCAUCUGAUAAUACAUUACCAUUUCAGUCAUUAAAUAUGUUUGGUUCGGCAUUUUUGACGCGAAUGCGUGGUGCAACACUUCCGUCUAAAUUACUUGAACAUAUUACUUUUAUGGAUACACCUGGAAUAUUAUCCGGUCAAAAGCAACGUUCAUCACGUGGCUAUGAUUUUGCAUCCGUUGUAAAUUACAUUGCUGGCAAAGUUGAUAUGAUCGUACUUUUAUUUGACACUUCAAAAUUGGAUAUCAGCGAUGAGUACAAGCAAGUAAUACAAUGUCUUAAAGGAAACGAAGAAAAAAUUAAAAUAGUACUCAAUAAAGCAGAUCAAGUGGGAGCAGCAGAACUUAUUCGAGUUAGAGGUGCACUGAUGUGGAGUUUAAGUCGAAUUCUUGAAUCACCGGAAGUUCCUAAAGUUUUUAUUGGUUCAUUUUGUACGGCGGAUUCCAAAGAUACAAUUAGCUCUGAAGUGCAUGAAAUCUUUACACAAGAAUAUAUUGAUUUCUUUGAUGAAUUAAAAUUACUUCCAUCGGGUUGUAACGUACGUAAGUUAAACGACGUAAUUAAACGUGCCAAGAAAUUAAAAAUUCAUGCGCUUAUUAUGGAAUAUCUUCUUAAGAAGAUGUGGUGUAAAUCAAAUGGUGAAUUGAAACGUGUUGUAACACAAUAUAAUUUACUUCAAAUAUUAGAUGAUUUCAAAUAUCGUUUGCGAGUUGCAGAAAGUGAUUUACCUGACAUAUUGCCUUUUUUGGAAAAAGCACGUUUGUCAUAUAUUAAAGGAUGGAAUAAAGUAAACGAAGAGCAAAUGCAUAAUUUGGAUCAAUUCAUUAAUGAUGAUAUACCUAGAAUGGUAGCAGCUGUACAAAGUAAAAAUAAAAAAAUAGAAAUUCCAAGCGUUCUCGAGAAUCUCUACAAAGAUUUGAUGAAUAAACGAUUGUUGGAAGAGAGAAAAUCGAAAAGACAUAAGAAAUCUAAGUUAGAUACUAAUGCAAAUAAAUUGAAAUUAAAAAAAAAUAAAUCGGAAUCUAAAAAUGAUAAAUCAAAAUCUGACCAAAUGAAACCGGAUUCGAAAGAAAGUAAACCAAAAUCUGAUGUUGUCAAACCGGAUUCGAAAGAAAGUAAACCAAAAUCUGAUGAUGUCAAACCGGAAUCUAAACGAAGCAAACCAAAAUCUGAGGAAGAUAAACCGGAAUCUAAACGAAGCAAACCAAAAUCUGAGGAAGAUAAACCGGAAUCUAAACGAAGCAAACCAAAAUCUGAGGAAGAUAAACCGGAAUCUAAAGAAAGCAAACAAGAUUCCAGUGAAUAUAAAGCGAAAAAACGGAACAAACUUGAGUAA